AUGAAGGCUACUGGCAGGUCUUCCCCACAGAAUGGGGACAGGCACGUGCAUGACUAUGACCAAGGGCAAAGUCCUGAGGUGGAUUCAUCGGCUGCAGAGUCUGAUAACGAUCAGUUCCUGGGCUUGAAUGGCUCUCAAACAUUGCGCGGGACAAAAAGAAAACGUCCUUUGAUGGUUUCAUGCGAGUUGUGUAAGCAGAGAAAGGUCAAGUGUGACCGAGCUCAACCCAGCUGUGGGUGGUGCGCGCGUAAUGAACAAGUCUGCGAAUAUAAAGAGCGCAAGAAGCCAGGCUUGCGAGCAGGCUAUGGAAAGGAACUCGAACAAAGACUCGACCGGCUUGAGGAGAUGAUGCAGACACAAGCUCGGUUGAUCGAGAAUCAUAUUAUACGCAACCUUCAACAACAACAACAACAACAACCACCACCACCAGACCACAAUCAACAUGAGAAGGCACGCAUAUCUUCCUACGUAUCUCAUACCUCGCCGUCGGAGCCCUCAAUGGCGACAGGGCCUAGUCCUCAGACUUCAGUAUUCGCCGGCGAACCGUCUGCGUAUCCGCUCACACAAAGACUGGUCGAUUCAACUGUCAAUCAGCGGAAUACGACAGUGGGAAGUCCAUCAGCAACAUCUAAUAAAAUACAUAACUCCAUGAACCCCAAUAGAGUUUCACAUUCUACUCCGCACUCCCAGGUUCCAUCAAUUCCUUCGGUUCCUGACCGCACCGGCACCGACUUUUCUCACAAUGAUUCUUCAUUGACCGUGCCCGUUAGUUUGUUCAGGAAUCAAGAACAGUCUCUACUAGAUUCUGAGCUUGAAUUGCCUCCUUAUGAUUUACUAUAUGCACUGGUUGAUUUAUACUUUGAACACGUCAAUAGUUGGUGUCCCAUCCUACACCGCAGAUCGACUUUGGAUACUCUAUUCGGGCCGUCUCCGUUGGAAGAAGCGGAUCGGGUGGUUCUUCAUGCCAUUGUUGCUACGACUUUACGUUUCUCAGUCGAUCCACGACUGAAUGCCGUCAAUCGAAAGCGCUACCACGAAUCAUCAAAACAAAGAGUCAUUCUUUACGGUCUCGAGAAUUCUUCGGUUAAAGCUAUCCAAGCAUUGGUUAUUUUGUCAUUGGAUUUCGUUGGCUCUUCGAAUGGACCUCCGGGUUGGAAACUUCUAGCUUUGAUAGCUCGUUCGGUUGUUCAGCUAGGCCUCGCCGUAGAAAGAAACUCGGCACUCGAUUCAUCAAUUUACCCAUCCAUCUAUACUCUACGAGCAAAUGUUCUACCUGACUCUGAGACAUGGAUUGAAGAUGAGAGUCGUAGGCGCUUAUUUUGGAUGGUGUACUUAUUAGAUCGAUACUCAACCAUCGCCACCGCAUUUGACUUUGCUUUGGACGAGAAGGAAAUUGAUCGCAAACUACCUUGCCGAGAGGAAUAUUUUAUCAGAAACCAGCCAGUUGAAACAAGAUGGUUCCGUGCCACUGGCGAUCGAGGCGAAUACACUGCUCACGGGAACAAUGUAGGCUCCUUUGGAUUUUACAUUGAGAUCCUAGGUAUACUGUCGCGCAUACAUCUGUUCCUUAAGCGGCCCGUGGAUAUUGGAGCGCUCUCAGACGUGGAAGAAUGGCAAGCAACGUAUCGAAAGCUAGACAGUGAGCUCUCCGCGUGGGAGUUCAAUCUGCCGACAGAAUAUGCUCUUGAGAAUGCAUCUCGUCUAUUCCAAACCUCGAAGACAAAGAAGGGAUUUCAAUGUGAUUGGGUGAUGCUUCACGCUACAUAUCAAACAACUGUGAUUCGCCUCCAUUCUUCCGCUGCAUAUCCCACCACACGAUCUCCCAUAUUUACACCCUCCUAUAGUGCCAGUCAACGCUGUUUAGUAGCGGUAGACAACAUUCUAACGCUAACUCGAUUCGUUGCCAAGAAUAACAUGCUUGACAAACUCGGUCCACCAUUCGCCUUCUCACUUUGGGUUUCAGCUCGAUUAUUACUCGUUCAUGGAUCAACAAUUGCCCACACAGUGAGCCCAGAUAUCCAUUUGUUCGUGGACACACUAGCACAGAUGGGCCAUUACUGGAAAGUUGCAGAACGCUACAGUACAAUUCUCAAACGUGUCCUAGAUGAAUAUGGCGAAUACGAGCAAACAGCAGGCAUCGAUAGCGAGCGCGUCACACCAUCUUCAGUCAAAAUUCUGGCAGACAUGCGACGCUGUGCGUUUGACCUUGACUUCUUGAUCUCUCGUCAGCCACAACACGACCAUAAUAACGGCGCAUCGGACCCUAAUGGGUCGAUGGCAUUGCAGUCUGCCAACGCCGCCGCAGCAAAACAGAACACAGACCCUGGCGGCUCUAUCCCCAUGAGUCGCAGCCUAACAAACAACGACUUUGAAUACCUCGACGUAUUCGGAUUCUUCAACGUUCCGCGCGUACCAAACAUGCCAACACCAUUAUCAGCAUUGGGUAUGACAACACCCGACGGUAAUGGUCUUCACAACGCCAACAACAACAAUAAUAAUCCGAGCACGACUAAUCCCAUAUCUAUACACGAGGUUACGACGGUGGCUAGCAAUAAUGAAUUUAAUAUUACGAAUUAUCUGGUGCCGACCCCAGAGACGGAUUGGUUAUUUCCGCAACCGCACGGUUAG
Molecule: messenger RNA, 2628 nt
Organism: Talaromyces marneffei
Lineage: Eukaryota; Fungi; Ascomycota; Eurotiomycetes; Eurotiales; Trichocomaceae
Exons: 5
Coding region: 1-2628 (875 amino acids)
Biological process (GO): regulation of DNA-templated transcription; DNA-templated transcription
Cellular component (GO): nucleus
Molecular function (GO): DNA binding; DNA-binding transcription factor activity, RNA polymerase II-specific; zinc ion binding
Source: RefSeq, a predicted model, not a curated record